AAGAAAAGAAAUUAAAGACGGAGACGUUUGGCACUUGGGGAGACUUGGUUGCUUCAUCUUCGUUGACCACAAGUUCUCAUCGCCGGCUUUCUUCUAGCAAUCGUGAUGCCGAUCAUCAAAGUCCGUUCCUCCUCUGCUGCUGGAUUGACGGAGGGAAAGAUGGCUUACGAUGACGUUGUUUAUCUGUUGGUGGAGGAGGUGGACGAGUUAACUACUAUCCUAGGCAAAAUACUGAAUAUCAAGGUAUUGCAAGCCAAGUUAUUUAUAGAAAAAGUUGUUGAGGUCAUCAGAGUAUUGGAAAUGGAAGGACCCCCAACUUUGCCGGACCAAUUAGUAGAAGAUAUUGCACCUCUUGCAUUGCCUGUAGGAGAUUUUGCUCGGAGAACUAAGCUACUAAUUACUUCACCGCUAUAUGAUGAGUAUAGAAUGAAUAUUCGUCGCGGCUGGGAACGAAUGCUAUCAAGAGAAGUGCCAGAAUUAGUAGAACAGAUUGGUUUAAAUGAGAAUAAGCUGGAGAAAUUUCUUGAUGAAUCUGACUUCUACAGCUCCUGGGAAGAUUUACGCCACAAUUCAGCCUUCCUACCUUGUCGUGACGCGGUGAUGGAUCUGCUUCAGUCUUGUCGAGAACUCAAAGACGCCAUGAACUUUUUCAGUGAAGUGGGGACUGAAUCAGCUUUUCUCUGCCAACAUCUAAAGUUCUUGCUGUGCUUUGCUGAGCUGUGCGGGCGUUCCAAUGAAUGGCGUUGCCGCCAAUUUGUGAACGGCAUCAUGGAUGUUGCUAACAAAGCUCUUGAUGCGCUGGAAUGUGCAGAUAUAGAUAGUCUUAGGUCAGAGAUGCGGGAAUUUAAAUCGAAUGUAUAUGCUUCAGCCGAGCUUGUAAAGGAAAAUUGUGUCGAGAAGACGGCCAAGGAAUUUUUUGAUGGGAAAAAUGGAAAGCGAUUGGUUUUGUUGGAGACUUUAGAAAGGCUUCAUUCCUUCACGGAAGAGAUUGAUACUACUUGUGGGAAACUUGGCAGCGAAGAUCGUCAAUCGCAUAACGCUUCAUUUGGAAGAAAUGGUUUUCCUUCACUGUCUGUGAUUCGUGAGAAGUUUGCUAGAGGAGAUCUUCCUUCACUGCCGAUCACGUAUUAUCUACGUGCUUUUCCUUUAAUUGAACGAAGAAAAAGAGGGAGAGUUAGUGUUAGGUCUGGUAUCAGGCGACCUAACAAACAGGUUCAUUAUCUGCGUGCUUCUGGAGGAAAAAGAAGAAGAGCGUCUAAUAUCAUACUAGAGCGGCAAAUGAAUCGAAUUGAAUCGCGUUUUGAUCUAAUCGAGCCGAGUCUCGGUCUAGUUUUAUCAAAUUCGAACUCGAAUUCGAACUCGACAAGCUGCCAAUCUGAAUAUCAAGUUCAAGGUCAAACUCUAGCUCUAAUUCGAGCUCGUGCGCUCGAGCUCGAGCGAGAGCAAGAGCGUGAGCGAGAGCUCGUGCAGCUUGAGCUGGAGCUGGCAAUCGAGCUCGUGCAGCUCGACCACGAGCGCGAGCGCCAGCUCCAGCUCGAGCUCGAGCUACAGCUUGUGCUCGAGCUCAAGCUCGAGCGCCAGCGCGAGCUCAUGCUCAAGCUCGAGUGCCAGCGCCAGCUUGUGCUCAAGCUCAAGCUCGAGCGCCAACGCGAGCUCAUGUUGCUCGAGCGCCGGCUCGAGCUUGUGCUGCUAGAGCGCCGGUGCCAGCUCAAGCUCGAGUUCGAGCUCGUUCGCCAACGCGAGCUCGUGCUCAAGCUCGAGCACGAGCUCGAGCUCGAGUUCGAGAGCGAGCGCAACUCGAGCUAG
Molecule: messenger RNA, 1806 nt
Organism: Coffea arabica (coffee)
Lineage: Eukaryota; Viridiplantae; Streptophyta; Magnoliopsida; Gentianales; Rubiaceae
Source: RefSeq, a predicted model, not a curated record